AUGGGCAUCCUCAUGGACGACGACAUCCACGCUCCCACUGUCGCCUCCGGACCCACGUGGGCUGCCAUCAUUCCCUCCACAUCGCUACAGGUCGCUGAGACGUUUUAUACAGUGCGAACGACGCGUGUGCGUAUCAUCCACCUACGUAAUGACCACAAGGAGGUCAUGACCUAUCUCGAAAAGGGCCUCCAUGCCCACUUCGCCAGUCUGCAGAAUGCGCAGACCACCACACCCACUCCAAAUGGCACCAGUGUGCCGGCUACAAUACAAGCCCCGUCGGGUACUAGCGUGGCGGAUGCGGGGGCACCGUUUGCCAAGGUCAACAGCGUGGUUUCCGGUAGUCCGGCAGACCAAGCAGGGCUCAAAGCGGGCGAUACCAUUCGCAGCUUUGGGAAUGUUCAUUGGAUGAACCACGAGCGCCUGUCCAAGGUCGCAGAGGUGGUGCAACAGAGCGAAGGGGUAGGCACACAUACUCUCUCUGAUCGGAAGCCAGUGUUAACCGUCUGUGCAGCGUCCGUUGUCCGUCAAGGUGGUUCGAAAGGACGAGAGCGGGUCUGGGACUACGAUGGAGCUGGAUCUCCGGCUCGUUCCCCGGCGAGAUUGGGGUGGGCGUGGUCUGCUAGGUUGCCAUCUAGUUCCGUUGUGAGGAGACAUGGGCUGGGCUCGGCGCAAAAUGGGUUUUCGUCUCUUUUAGUCAUGAAGAAUAUGAUGCUAUGA
Molecule: messenger RNA, 717 nt
Organism: Penicillium lagena
Lineage: Eukaryota; Fungi; Ascomycota; Eurotiomycetes; Eurotiales; Aspergillaceae
Product: putative 26S proteasome non-ATPase regulatory subunit Nas2
Exons: 2
Coding region: 1-717 (238 amino acids)
Biological process (GO): proteasome regulatory particle assembly
Cellular component (GO): nucleus; cytoplasm
Molecular function (GO): protein binding
Source: RefSeq, a predicted model, not a curated record